UUGAAAGAGCUGACACUAUAGACUUCCUUUGACCUACUUCUUUUAGCUUUUUUGUUCAAAUUUCUACUAGGAAAUUGGCAAAUGGCUAGCUAGAAUGCUGCAAACAUUUUGUAUUGACUCGCUAUGUAUUUUUUGGCUAUAGUCUUUUUAAUAUUGAUCUUAAGUUUUGUUUUAUGAUUGAUUUGAGUACAUCCAUUUAUUUCAGAUGAGAGAAGCAAACCACUGGCUACACUUUAUCAUUUUAAGUUAUUUUCAAAAUGUGGUUCUAUGUGUUGGUGUUGACACUAGCCUGUCUUGACUCUGUGCGGAGUUGCACUGAGGAGAUGCUAAAAAAUCUACCGGAAAGGACCUGCAAUGACUGUCCAGCAGGCUUUCACAUUGAAAAAGGAACCUCCAAAUGCAUAAAAUGUAUUGCGGGCAAAGAAUUCGCUGCAAUACAAAAUUAUGAUGUAGCUUGUAAACGCUGUAAAGCAUGUGAUGAAAGAGCCUCUCAAAUGGUGGUGAAGAGUUGUGAGCCCAAGAAUGACACUGAAUGUGGCUGCAUGAAGAGUUACUACCCAAAGAAAUCCAGAAAUGGGUUGCAAUGCUUCAAAUGUCAAACUAAAGACUGUUCCAACUAUACAGAAUGUCGCUCCUCCUGCACCAUUACUACGACUCAGAGACUCCCAACCUUGACACCCUUGGAACCCAACCCCAGCAUCACUCAAACAGGUCCAGUACAUUAUCCCCUUCUGACCAUCGGGUAUGUCUUUGUGAUUGUCCUGGUGACCAUUAUGUUAUUUGCCGGUCUCCUUGUCCUGACUAAGGGUGGAUGGAUGGUACAUGGCUGUUGUGCGACCCCUGAAAAGGACCUCCAGUUGCCUACAAGGGACACAUCAGCCAAUGGUCAGCCAAAUGGCCCAACAUCACUGACACUGAAUAUUACUCAAGGGAUUCCCAUGACGACAUUCUCUCACAGUGCUGCCAAGACAGAGUAUCACACCCUUGUCACACCCCUGUUGCCAGCCAGAGAGCCCAGAAUCCCUCGACAGGAGACCCAGGAGGAGCGCUGGCCCGCCAAGGUGUUGUACGCCAUCAUCAAGGAGGUGCCUCUGCGGCGCUGGAAGGAGUUCCUGCGCCUGCUCUCUGUGCCCGACCGACAUCUGGAGCGUGUGGAUCUGGAGCCGGGCCUAGGCUCCAUGGAACGGCAGUACCAGAUGCUGCGGCUGUGGAGCCAGGGCCCGGCUGCAGGCCUGGAGGAUGUCUACUCUGCUCUGCUCUACAUGGACCUGGCCAGCUGUGCCCACCAGCUGCAGGACAGCUUGGAGCAGCUGCAAGCGCUCCAGUCGAUAGCCCCAACCAAUGACAUCCCUGCAGAGAACUACAGAGUCUGUAGGCUUACUUAGCCCGUGUCACAUCAUCCCAGCACCACCACAUAGGAUUUUGGAGGCUGAUGGGACAUCACUUAUGACUUCACCACAGAAUAAGAUCAUACCCAGAUGUGAAUAUGACAUCAUGACAGCAUCAUAAGACCAUGAAGGCUGUUCUUUUCUUCUUCUUUUGAAAUAGAUUUGAGUCUUUUUAUAUUUUAUUUACAGUAAUUCACGAAUGAGAAUGAGAGACUCAUGGAGAGAGAGAAUUAGACAUAGAUCAAACCCCCACCACCAAGGACCUGUGACAUCAGGAGUCGGCAGUUCUACCACUACUCUAGUCACGGUGCUAGAAGCGUCCCUCACCCACCGAACUGUAAAUAUGAUGUCACCACCUCGACUGUAGUCUUCCUGUUCAAGUUCCACUUCAGAGACUGGUUACCUGCAGGGUUUGGCAGGUUACUUUCUAAAUGUAAUCUGUUACAGUUACUAGUUACCUGUCCAAAGUUGUAAUAAUUAACGUAACUUUUAGAUUACCCAAACUCAGUAAUGUUAUCUGAUUGCUUUCGGUUACAUUUGGAUUUACUUCCCCCUUAAUAGGCAUUAGAAGAAGACAAAAAGGAUCCAUCAAAUGCAUUUGGUGUGUCAUCAUAGUGGUCUCGGACUUGUGGUCAGACUUGCUCAGGUUGAACAAAAUGAAUCCCGACCCUUACACAUUCAUUACUAUGGGACAGUUGGAGAUAUUGAAACAAUGUUGCAAAUUUGUCGGCGAGACAGACAGUAAGGUUUAUACAAAUCUCCUCUGUUGAAAACUAAAUGUUAGUCUAAAAGAAAUUUGAGAUAAUGUCUAGAUGCUUUUUAAGUUUAACUUCCCUGCCUGGGCUGAUGAGACAGUAGAUUGCCAGAUGGAACAGAGUAAAUAGGCAUUUUAACGUCAUAGAUUUAGCCGGUGGUAACUUGUGGAAUAGACACCGGAUGGAAUGCGCUUUUAACCAAUCAGCAUUGGGAAAUAAUGCAUGCUCUAGAAUGCCAAUCAGAAAUUAGUCUUCAACAAUGGUAUGAAUGGAAUUAAUACUAAGUACACAUAGGUCAGACCUAUACACAGAAUUAGUGAUUAGAAUACUAAUCUCUAUGGAUAUACAGUCAUUGGAUCAGAGCCAUAGAAUUAAACAUCACAUUUAUUUGCCUAAGUCAGUUAAGAACAAAUUCUUAUUUUCAAUGACAGCCUAGGAACAGUGGGUUAACUGCCUUGUUCAGGGCCAGAACGACAGAUUUGUACCUUGUCAGCUCGGGGAUUAGAUCUUGCAACCUUUCGGUUAUAAAUCCAAUGCUCUUACCACUAGGCUACCUGCCGCCCCAAAUAAUGACAUCAUAGCAGCAUCACAAGACCAAUCAAGAGGACCAUUGCAAUCCCCCCAAAAACUGUCAAUCAAGCAGUGGAACAAUUUAGUAUCUUAUAGAAAUUAGAUUGUUUGGGGUGAUAAUGUGUCAGCUAUUAUGUAACCUUGGUGAAGACUGUAUCAGAGGAGGAUCGUUGUAAUGAUGGGCCAGUGAGUCGGAAGCAGGAGCAGGUGAAACGUUUUAAUAAAACAACACCGAGAACACACCGCUAACAUAAGGCAGCAUGCCGACAAGCACACUAUCCCUUUUCUGUUUAUAUACAGUAUAUAUAUUUGAUUUGAAAAUUUAUAUGUUAUCAGUAAUGUUCUGGUAUUUUUUUUUUUAUGUGUUUACCCAUUUCUGGUGAUAAGUAUGUUAAUUGUCAGAGAAAGAUUUGUACUGCAUAUUGCUACAUAGAGUAAUAAAAGUGAAUAUUUUUUAAACAAUUCCAAACCCUGUAGGGCAUGAUAUUUUACUUUAUUUGUAUUAUUCUCAAUUACAGCAGACAUUUGAUUAAAGCUAGAGUCCUUAAUUGAAACAAUAACAUAAUAAGUGUUUUGGUAAAAAGCUGAGAGAUGGGCCUGGAGAAAUAUAACCACUCUCAGAUUCAUCGGGAAAGAUACCUGAUUCUUUGCACAACUGAAUGCAAAUGAGUCUUCAGCGCGGUGUGGGGGCUGCCUUAAUCAAUGUCAUCGGGAGCAGUUGUUGUUGGGAGUUAACUGCCUUGCUCAAGGGCAAAACGGCAGAUUUUUACACCUUGCCGGCUCGGGGAUUUGAACCAGCGACCUUCCGGUUACUAUCCCGCUCUUAACCGCUAGGCUACGAAUGCAAGGACUGACCAUCAAUGAUAUCAGAAUGAUACUUUUAACCAUGUUUAGAGGCUAUAGUGUUUGUUUACAUUUACAUUGUUUACCAACAUUGGAGUAAAACAAGUUUAUAUUUCCGUUUCUGAUGGGGUACACCAGUUGAACUAAUCUCAUGAGGCAUAAGUUACAUUGUUCAAGAAUCAAUGGGUAUAUAUCAUUAAUUUAUAAGUCCAUUAUGGAUGUAGCAACUAAGGAUUCUAGCUUUAAAUAUAUGUACAGCACUAUGUUACUCAAGGUAAAAUAAUUAUAUGCUUAAUUGAAGUAUGCUGGGGUGUAAAAAUCAUCACUAAUAAACUGAAGUUGAAUUACAAAUGUAA
Messenger RNA from Oncorhynchus nerka (sockeye salmon), 3912 nucleotides. RefSeq names its product tumor necrosis factor receptor superfamily member 1A-like. Lineage: Eukaryota; Metazoa; Chordata; Actinopteri; Salmoniformes; Salmonidae. Bases 258 to 1385 code for a protein of 375 amino acids. The transcript has 9 exons. The record is from RefSeq and is a predicted model, not a curated record. Gene Ontology annotation, molecular function: protein binding. Gene Ontology annotation, cellular component: plasma membrane. Gene Ontology annotation, biological process: signal transduction.